This is a messenger RNA of Pelobates cultripes (western spadefoot toad), 15382 nucleotides long. The record is from the annotation of a GenBank genome assembly. Lineage: Eukaryota; Metazoa; Chordata; Amphibia; Anura; Pelobatidae.
AUGGAGGCAGAGGCAGAUUCCGCUGCCGAGAUGAAUGGCCAAGAAGAGGCAGACAGUGAUGGGGAGGACAGCGCCAGUCAGUCAGACUCUGAGGAAGAGAGUUCGGGUAUGUAAAAUGCAAGUCUGGAUGUUAAAGUAUGCCACCUGGAAACCCACAAAUGCACUAUGCUAAAGUUGCUCUGUCAUCUAAAGUUUUCUUUACAUACAUUGUUUAUUACGCACUAGAAGACUAUUUGAAUAGUAGAACUUCCAGAACGAACAAGUACUAAUAUUUAGAAAUUUAGAAAGACUCAUUUAAAAAAAAAUAAAAAAUCUCUAUUUAAUGGGCAUGCCCUAAUAAAAACAUGUUUGCUUUAUUUCUGCAUUUGGUGGUAUAGCUAUAAACAGCUUAAAAAGAAACUUCAGUCAGUGGCUUCUCAUUGAGAAGCCUCUGUGCUGAAGCCGUGCACACUUAAUCGUGGCUUUCUAAUUCUCCUCAGUGAACUAUAAUAUAGCUCGUUGAGAGGGGUGGAAGGCAGGCAUGCUAGGACAACACACCUGGAGCUUCUGUUAGCUCAGUGGAGCUAACGGAAGUGGGGGGGGGGGAAUGAUUCUGACUCUUUCUGGCCGCAAAUAUAAAAGUGAUGAUAUUUAUCGACAUUUGUAUUUUUUGUAAACUGUCACAAAUAUGACAGGUUCCAGACAUGUGAAACACUUGUGGAGUUUACCUUGAAUCUAUUCAUUACAGAAUGCUUAUGCUCUUUUUUUUAUUUGUACUUCACAUAGUAUCAUAUGUUCUUCUCAUAGACAUGGAUGAUCUUGAUUGUGAACGUCGCAGGAUUGAGUGUCUGGAUGAGAUGUGUCACUUGGAAAAGCAGUUUUCGGAAUUAAAGGAAAAGUGAGUUGGCCCAGUAGCAGUGCGAUAGAUUAAGAUUAAGAAACUUUUUAUUAUUUAUCUGUAUGACUCUUUUGACAUUUAUUGUUUAUUUCACACUUCUAGUAUUAUCACCAGUUUGGACAACAUUGAUUGGUUGAGAGUGCUGGACUAAUAUGUUGGGUAAUAUAUUUAUACUUUAACUUUCUUAUAGGCUAUUUAAGGAGCGGUUGAACCAACUGAAAGCCAAAUUAGAAGAAGUGACCUCAGGCAAAGCGAUGGAGUAUAUUAACCCAUUAGCUGAUUUACAGAAGAAUAUGAAAAUCAGGAUUGAAGUUGCAGGUAAUAUCGUCUGAGGUGUAGAAUAUACCAGGAGUUUACAAUCUAUGGCACAGGUUGCUAGACCCAAAUAGGCAGGCUGGGGAGAUCAAUGGACCUCUCACAUAUUCUGCCCCCACACGGGUCCCAGUGGAACCAGGAGUCUCUUUUCCCUCAGGCUGUGGCAGUAUGCAUUGGGGGGGGUGUGUAUUGGAUCAGUGUGUGUGCCCCAUGAAUGUGCCUGGAAUGAGUAAUUGCUUCUUUCUGGAGUGUGAGACAUAUACACAGAGCCACGCAAGAAACACACACACAUAUUAUAAAUGGCUUCCUGAAAACAAACACAGAUAUGCAGGCAGUCCUUCAAAAAUAACACGACUGACAAUGCAUGUACUCACCCAACUGCAUAAGAAGCUAAAACGCACAAUACAAACUCUGUUUACUCACAUACACAAUAACACAAACAGCCCAUAAACAUUGAUCAGCCACAACAUUAAAACCACUGAUAGUGUAGUGAAUAACAUUGAUUACAUCAUGACAAUGGCACCUAACAAUUGGCAGGAUACAUGAGUGUCACAUCACGCGGCAGAGGCUGGCAUGCUGUACUUACUCAUUGAGAACCAAGCUCUUUCCGACCUCCGACAAGGGGCACAGUUCUUAGCAGCGCGCCUCACUUGGUCCUCACCACCUGCCGCUGUUCCACAUGGGUUACGCCGUGUAGUGGAAGGGAGGAGCACCAUGUCUGCCCUUCGGCCCGCCUCCCCUCCGGCGCGCAUUCCAUGUGGCAUGUGUAGUGUGUCCCCCUAUGCUGCUUCAGGAUCCCCUCAGCAUGUCAGAACCCUGGGAGAUCCAUCCUGGUAUUUCCAGGAGCAGUAUGGGGAACAACUGGUUAAGUGGACAAACCAGCAUAGAUUCCUCCCCACAAAAGGGGUGUGUGCACCUACUCAUCACAAGGGGGCCAUCCACUUAAACAGGCCCAUAGGCCACUUCUCACGGGAAAGCUCCCAUUCCCCCUCCCCUAUUCAAAAACUCAAACUACCCUGGGUCCUUGGUUCAACUCCUAGAGGUUACAAGCCUUCUGUACCUGAACCUGAAUCCCUGGUUAACCUUUUGCCUGCCUGAUCAUCUCCUGCAUUGCUUGAUUUACCUUUGUCUACUUUAUAUACCUGCUAAAGAGUAUCGGUGUGCUGAUCCUGCCAGGACUAUCAUGUUAAAAAGACUUUCCUUUUGCUUCCCAGUCCUGUUUAAACAAUAAAGACUUUUAGCUAAGUGACUUUGCUUUUUUCCUUUCUCAGCAUACUGAGCCCAUUCUCCCCAAACCAUUACAAUUCAGAAGCAAGUGAACAGUCGGUACUUGGUUUUUUGUGUUUUUGAAAAAGGAAGAAUAAGCAAAUGAAAAGAACGGAGUGACUUUGGCAAGGAUCAUUUAGUGAUGACUAUAUGUCUGGGUCAGAGUACCUGCAAAACACCAAGUCUUGUGGGUGUUUCCAGUAGGCAGUGAUUAGUACACACCAAAUUGGUGCUGGAAAGGACAACCAGUGAACCAACGUCAGGAUUAUGGGCGCACAACACUCAUUGAUGCACGUGGGGAGCGAAGACUAGCCCAUCUGGUCUAAUCACACAGAAAAGCUAUUGAAGCUGAAUUUGCUGAAAAACUUAAUCCUGUGUGUGUCAUUUACUUGGGUAAGCAGAAUGCACUAUGGGACGAAGGCAGGCUGGUGGAGGCAGUGUUAUGCUCUAGGCAAUGUUCUGCAGGGAAACUUUGGUCCAGGCAUUCAUGUUUGUUACUUUGAUAUGUACCACCUACCUAGAAAUUGUUGCAGACUACAUACACCCCUUCAUGAUAAUGGUGAGGCCAAACGGCAGUGGCAUCUUUCAGCAGGACAAUGUACCCUAUCACACUAAAACAGGUUCAGGAAUGGUUUGAGGAACAUGACAAAGAGUUCAAGGUUCUUUAAUCCAAUUGAGCAUCUGUCAGAUGUGCUGGAACAACAAAUCUGAUCCAUGGAAGCCCCACCUCGCAAGUUACAGUACUUACAGGAUCUUCUGAUGUCUUUUGUGCCAGAUACCACAUGACAACAUCAGAGGUCUGUGGAGUCUAUGCCUAGACACAACAGAGCUGUUUUACUAGCAUUAGAGAACCUGCACGAUAUUAGGCAGGUGAUUUUAAUAUUGUGGCUGAACAGUGUAUGCACACAGAGGACACAUUAACUGACAGACACACACACACCUACACACAGGGGACUCUGGCACACACACGCACUCACUGAUUUGACACACACUGUUACGUUAAAAUCUUCACCUUGCUGACAGAGCUCUCCUGUUACACCCUGUGGGCAUUCCCUCUCACCUCCCUCCAUUGCAGACAGGGUUUUUUUUUUUUUUAAAUAUAUAUUGUAUAAACAAUCCAUCCACAUCCCCACUCUUUCCCUCCCCUUGCAGGCCUGGAGCAAGUGUAUGCCCUCCAAGCCAGCAGUUGGCCCAAUCAUGAGAGGCUUGUGAUAGGACCUCUCGCGGCCCCAAUGAUGUCAGGAGGGAGUGCAAGUUAUUGCCAGGAGCUUCUUACAGCAAUGGAUUAGGAGAGACUAAAAAAAACCUCAUCAUUGUAAAUAAGUAGCACCGAUAACCUGCAGGUGUAGCAAACCCAUUAUUCACUUCACUUCUCUUCAGGAACUGAUUUCAAUAACCUUUUUCCCAGAUCGAGGAAACUGUCAUUAGUAGAUUAGUACAGUAAACACAAAGUCACAAAUGAGGAGUCAGUCGUUUAUUUGUAGUAAUAAGAUAUUUUUUUUUUUUUUUUUUUUUAAAUCCUCCUCUAACAAGCUAGUAUUGGUCACUUAGGCUAAUAUUUGUGUUGUCUUGUACGGUUAAGUGGACACUUCACUAAUAUUUUCAUUUGAAAAUAUUUUUAUAUAUUUUUUUAAAAAAAUGCUUGCAAAAUCUGCAAAUCUCUUGUCUCCAGUGGAGGAGGAGGGGAUAUAAAAGUGCCGAUUUCUAAUGAAAUCUGCACAUUUUGUUAAAUAAGGGAGGGGGGGGAAAGACACUCUCUCCACAAAUAAAGUACUUCAGGAAGCUUGCUUUAUAAUCCCAACUGCAUCAUUUGAUAUUUAGCAGAUUUUUGUGUGUGGUUUGGGUUUUUUGUUUUCUUUUUCUUCCUGUGCCAUUCUAUUCUAUUUUUCAUUAUUAGAUGAAGGAAGUGGAAGAUAUUCGGCAUAAUAAAACAUAUCUUUGAAAUAAAAUAUGAAAAGCUCCAUACACCUUUUCAGUAGUGUAUCCCGGUUUUGUGCUGCCCUAGGCAGGACAAAACUCAGGUGCCAACCCUCCCCCCACCCCCGCCCCACCUUCUAAAUACACACACACCACACAUUCACUGACAGAUACGCAUACACUAGCUAACAGAAACACACUCACUGACACACACACAGACACACUCACAUUAACACUUUUUUUUUUUUAUUUAACCCCCCUAGCCUCCUUACCUUUGGGAAUGCUGGGGGGGAUUCUCUUUCUCCCUGGGGGUCCAGUGGCUGCUGGGCGGCCGGCGAGGGAGCAUUUCCCCUGAGCACUCUGCUCAGCUCCCUCGCGCGCUGCAGAGUGAUGCCGGGAGCUGGAAUAUAACGUCAAAUUUUAACAUAAAAGUGCACUAUAAUUUACUGAAGUGCUUAACAAAGUGCAUACAUUAUUAAGGUGCUGUUUAGUGUUGAGGUGACUUUAUAUUCUCUAUAUAUUUUUAUUCUCUCCAUAAAGUGUACUAUAGUUACUGCAGCUAUUAGCCUACUACUUUUCCCUAGACAUCAGAAUUGAAAUGUGUACUGUAUCUUCAGAAUGUACAAAUGUUUGUACAUUCCUGAAAAGCUCUGUGCUGAAGCCUGAGCUAGGUGUGUGUGUGUGUGUGUGUGUGUGUGUGUGUGUGUGUGUGUUGUGAUCAACUUAGGUGGGUGCUAUGCAUAGUUACAUUCACAAAACUGUGAACAUGAUUGUCAAGAAACUGCUACAUACAACACAAUCAGCUUAUUUAGCAGUUUCACUCGUCAGAUUUAAUAAACAAAACUGCUGCUGGGGUGAACUACAUAUCAGGUAAUCCCCCUGUGGGACAUGAGCUUCAAACACCAUAGACUAGAUUUAGAACUUUUAAAUGAAGACUCUCAUUAAUCUGAAAGGGGCUCUCUACUGUGUGCUUGCCUGUGGAUAAGCAACAUCUGCAGGAGAUUCAAUUGUGAUUUUAGAAAUAUGCUACAAAUGCAGAUUUCAUUUUACUUUGGGGUUUGUUUUUUUGUUUUUAUGUGUUUUGCAUAUUUUAGGUCCAUGACUAGUUCUGCUUGAGAACAGCAUGAGUAACUGACUUUUACUUCAUUCUUUGUAGGUAUCUACAGGGGAUUUUGUCUGGAUGUUAUCAAGAAUCGAUAUGAAUGUGAAUUACAAGGGGCAAAACAACAUUUGGAAGUGAGUUGGAUGUUAAGCGGUGCGUGGAUAAGUCUCUAGAUCCUUUUCUCUGGGAACUCGUGCAAUCUUCUCUUUUCUUUCUUUUUAGAGUUUCUUAUAGUGACUGUAAUUUGUAGAAAUUGCUGGCGCUAUAUGACAACUUUAUAGGGGUGUGAGUCAGGUACCUGGGAUACUUAGUUUCAUGUCGCUUCAGUUUUGUCUAUACUUUGUGUAGAUUAUGCACAAAAGGGAAAUCUCAUUUUCUCCUUUCUCUUUCUCUUCUUGCCGAUGACAAAGCAGAGCUCGGUUCAUUAAACCAGGCUGUGUGUAAGCUCUCAUUGCUGUUGGUUCAUAAUGCAAUUCCAGCAUUUGAGUAAUAAAGUACUAAUUCCAUAAACUUUUUACCCCUAACAGUCCAGGAUCUAUGGAUUACCCUGUUGUCUAAAGUUUUUUUUUUUUCUCCUAAAAACACUUUAGACACAACUGGGUAAUCCCUAAAUCCUGGACUGUUAGGGGGUUUUUCAGGACUGGUUUGGGAACCACUGCUCUAGACUAAAAUGAGACCCUUAUGAUAGGAGUGAAACGUUUCGAUCCCACAAAGAAUCUUUCUCAAGUUCAGAAAGCAUCAACAGCAGGUUUAUUGGAAAAGUGCAAGGUUUCCAUCACACAAGGGAUCGAAACGUUGCACUUUUCCAAUAAACCUGAUGUUCAACUGAUCCUUGAGUGCCCGGACCACACUUUUGUUCAGCAAAUUGCAUCAUAGACGGUCCUCGCUCUCCACAAUCAACCCACCAUUUGCUGGUAUCAAACCUGCUGAAAUUGUUAGGUUUGUUUGAUAUUAGAUCUACUUACCAUCAGACCUUUAUGCUAUUUCUUUUGCAGGAUCUCUUCAUGUGGUUGCCUGCACUAUAAUGUUGUUAAUAUUGCAACCAUUAGAAAGUUGUUGAACCCCCUCUCCCCCCAAGUGACAACUACUUGAUAUUGCAGCUCACACAAAAGGAUCAUACUUGCUGGUCACAAUAAGUUCAGAGCAGCCGACACAUGAGUGUAGGUUAGACUCUCGAACACGACACACUACAGGGUAUAACCACAGUCUCUCAAUAAAUGCUUAGCCACAGCGGCUACCAUAUACUGCACACAACUAUGGACGGUAUACACUAAAGUGGCUUGCAAAAGUUGAAGUCUCCUAAGGGAGCGGAGCAAGGCCCUCACGUAGGGUGCAAAGUAGAUAAGCUAACUGUUAUAUUGUGGCACCAAUUGAGAUUGAAAAAGAAGACUAAGUGCUGAUUCACGAAAAUUACUGUACACCAUGUAAUGUGAUCUCUAUAUUGUGGACCUUGUACUGUUUGCACGUGUUUCUUCCCCCUUGUACUGUUUGCCCCCCCAACACCUGUUUUUUUUUCUUUUCCCUUUUCCUUCUGUACCCCAAUGUCGAAUUUAACGUUCUUCUGAAAAAACAAUAAUAAAACAGUAAAUAAUACCUGUUGGUAGAAAAAUAUUCUACAUAUGGUUAUUGUAUUGUUGAUUAUAGUGUUUUGUUUUUUUUUGGAUAAAGAGUGAAAAGGUUCUUCUGUUUGAUAACAUGCAGUGUGAGCUACUAGAGCGUAUCCAGAGAUUGGAGGAGGAUCGUCAAAGUAUAGAUAUCUCUUCAGGUAUGAUUAAUCAUUAAAGCCAACACUAAAUGUGAAGUUCGUUUGUCAUACGUUUUGUUUACGGCUUGUCCAGGGGGACACUUGGGACAGCUCUGCAGCAGUUUUAUUUUGAAUAUUUGUAUUUGUUCAUUGUGGGUGACUGUUACGAAGCUGUUUUAUAUAUGUAUGUAUGUAUGUAUGUAUAUAAUAUGUAGAUUAACAUGCUCUACACAUUGACCAAUUGUAUGUUUUUAAGAAAGACAAACUGGGUUAUUUACUAAAGUGAGAAUUCAAAGUGAAUUUCAGAUUUAAGGCCACAGUACCCACACUGAAAGCAUAGCUGACAUUUUUACGGUUGAGCUAUUUUUUUAAAAAUUAUUUUUUUUUUUUACAUUUUAAAGUACAGCCAGUGGUUAAAUAUAAUGUCAUGGUAUUAUCUGAGUCAAAGUAUGAUAAAACACAUCGAACCCGUAACAGUUCAGCUAUUUUGACCUUAAAUUUAAAAUGCAGUUUAGAUUUUUACCUUGUGUAACCUUGUGUCUCUAUUUUUAUUUUGUAAUCUAGUACCGCAUUGCCGCCCACCCUCCUCCUGAUUGGUGGCUGUCUGGUGAAGCUUCAUAGAGCGCAAUUAGGCACAACAAAAAUUUAAAAAAAUACUUUGGUGUUUAGGUAAUAUGUCCCUGCACACCAAACUCUAAAGUGCGAAGUGCAGCUCUAAUAAUUAAUUGCAAAAGGACACUUACCCCGUAAUGAUUCCUUUUGGGGUUUGGUUCAUAUAUAAAUAGAAAAUAGAAAAACAAAACACAAUAGUGCAAUAUAGUAUGUAUAAAGAUAAGUCUAAAUAAUUGCCGAUAAUAUGCUCACAGUAAAUAGUCUUUUAUACGUUCUGGCUCUGAACUUUCACGUCUCUGUGCUCUUUUGGUGGCAACAAAACCUUUUCAGAUGAAAUGAUUCUUUACUUCCAGUGAAGUAGUACAGAAAUAGAUGUUUUGUGUUGCAAAAUGUGUUCGUGACUGGUGGAUUUACUGCUGUAACAUUGUAUCUGCGGUUUAGAAACACUGCACAGUUUUCGUACAGAACAAACUGGAUUGAACACACAAAGGGAAAAUAAUGUAAAAUAGGAUUUUUUUUUUCCUCUAAACAGUAAAUUAAAAUAAAUAACUUUUAACUGUAUAUUGGUAUGAUAAUCUCACACCAGAAUCAAUGACUCAGGAUAGGCAAAAGGAAUGUAUUUAUUUAUAUUUUCCCCUGACACCACAGUUCACAAAAGAAGAAUUUCUUUCGUUCAAACAGUUAGCAACAAGAACAUGUUAACUGUAUAUGGUAAAAUAGUCUCUCACUAUGAUCAGUAAUAAAAUGCCUGCCAUUCUCCUAUCUCCCACUCAACGUUUUCUCUAGUGCUUCUAACUGUACUAGCAGCGAGAUGCAGCAUAUAUCUGAACUUAGAUUAAAUGACCCAGGCUUAAUAUUUCACUAAUGCCAGGCAACUGUUCACUCUCACACACACACACACACACACCCUCCUCCCCCACCCCCCCAAACCAGAAGAGAAUGGUGGUGACAGAUGACAAAUAUCAAUAUGCUGCCUUUCACUAAUAGAUUUAUUAGCUUGUAAUGCAAAUAGCAUUGUAUAAGCCCAGUUUACACUGUACCUACUUUUCUCUACUUAUAUAUUUAUUUUAAAGAAGCUUAGUGAUUGGCUCUGUUGCAAUUAAUUGAAAAAAACAUGGCUAAAACCAAAGUUGUGAAGCUCCAUACAGCAGCCUGGGAUGGUGACUCUGUAAGUGAGCUGAUUCUGACCGUUUUAAUGUCUGCUACUUCUUGGCUCUAUAUUACCACUGUAGAUUGAUUAUAUUGGCAGCCUGAGUGGCCCUAAGGAUAAUAUAUCCAUAUUCUGCUGCUUUAAACCUGUGCAUGUUCUAUGUUGUGUACUGAGUGCUGUAUCUGCAUUGAUUUCUAAAGAGUUCAGUAACUUUCUAAUUCUGAUUAGUUUCACUGUGCUUUUAGUAAUCUGCCGUGAAACUAAUGAGCUAGAAAGUUACUGAAAUGAUAAGCACACGGUGCUUACAGUCUUAAAGCAACAAGAUACGGAUAGCCUCCAUUAUUGCUUCUUGCAGCUGUCAAUAUGGUCUAUCUGCAAUGGUAAUAAUGGGUCAGGAGUAGCUGGAAUGCUCCAUAGUAGCAACAUUUAUUAGAGAGCUCAAGCUUUCCCACUUGAUUUGCUUACAGCCAGAGCACUACUGGAGAUGAGAUCAGAAAAGGGAGGCCAGGGAGAUAGUUGUACAGAGCGGGAGCUUUAUACAAAUACUUUGUAUCUAUCAUGGUGACCCUGGCUAUUUAUUGUAUAGUUAUCUCUAUAUUGUGCCUGGCUCUGUGUUUCGUUUAUGAAGACUACCAUUAGGGUUUGAGUAUGUGGGGUUAAGUGGACCGAGACCUCCAAGUCAGAAGAUGGUGGUUACAGUGUUAAGUGGAGGUGCAGUCAUCAUAAUACUUCAGCAGCAGACACUAGUUUAUAAUAAUGGCAGAUAAUCUUGAGCAUUUUUUCUUAUUUUCUUCUGCUUUAGAAUGGUGGGAUGAAGAAUUAAGAUCUAAAAGGAGUCGUAAGAAGUGGGAUCCUUUCCGAUCAGAAAAGAAAAGGAGAGUUCCUCUUGUGUCUGGUAUCCUUUUCCUAGCUUAUUUUUCUUUCUUUUCUUUUUGUACUUUUAUGUAGUAAAAGACAACAAUCUCCUGCACACACUUCAUUUUGAAUGCCCAUGUAAAUGCAUUGAGCACGCUUCUUAUUGUUGGGGGAAAAAAAUUUCUUAUUUAAAAUAAUCUUGAACUGUGUUAAGAUUGGACCCUGGUUUUUCAGAGCUGCAAGUAAAUAACACACUCUUGCAAAUCCUUCCUUCUCUGGGAAGACCUGGUAAUGAAGACAGGUUCUGAGGUAAUUGAAUACAAAAAGAGAAAACCCUGAUGAUAGAGAAUGCAGUAUGCCAAAGCCAGGGAUAGAGAAGCAGAGACAAAUUCAUUUGAAGUCCAGAAGUCAGAGAAGGCAGCACAGGUCCAAGAAACAAGCCAAAGGUCAGGAAGCCAGGAACCCCACAAAGUGAGAACGUAAAUGGUAGCUGGACCAAAGCAGGGAACCAUGGUCUGUCUGCUACAGAAUAACACUGGGCAAAAGUAUAGGUAGAGACUGGAAAAAUGGGCAUGGGAGCUAGGAGGAAGUGACAUGGGUAGAGGCUGUAUUGGUUUCAAUUAGCAGUGACCGAUGGGGUGGGCUUUGUUUCCAUAUAUACACGUGGACUUUGUGAUUUGAAAGGUUUCACAACUCACUUUUUGUGUUGGCAUCAGUGUGGCCAUUCUAAAACUGAACACUCCUGUACCACUAUUGACUACAUGAAUGCUGAGUUUUCAGGUAGGAGAAGGCAUCAAUGGCCAUGACAAGAGCGAAACAUCAACAUUGCCGGUUACGCAGGACUACGCCUGAUUUCACAGCCUUUUGUGCCAUUAAUGAUACCUGAAUGGACCCAGUUGAGAGCGCCUCUAAGGGAAUAGAUUUCAGUAAGCAGGAAGUCAACAACAAUGUUAAACUUUUGCUAGCUGACCUAUGGAAUUAGCAGGUGAGAUCAUAUUCCAUAUAUCAGCCAAUUCAAGAUCAGCAAAGGGCUUACAGUCCACAAAUGCACACCUGAACACUACUAAAGGUAAUCUGUGAUAGAGGAAUGUGAAGGGAAGAGUUGUUGAAGUUUGAACGGCUGAAUUGUCUUUUGUUUUGUUUUUGUUUUUCUCUACACAGCAAUUGCACCUACAUAGACAGGACAGAUCUGUUCUAAUUGAGAGCUUUUCAUUAUCCCCAAAACAGCCAGAGCCACAGAGACAAGGGUUUGUGAGAUUUAAAUGCAAUCAUGACAGGACUAUUCUUAUUGCUAGUAAAAAAAAAAAAAAAGCCAAGACUCUUCACAGAUCUGUUACUCUAGUACUGCUUGCUAUAGAUUUCUUAAGUAACUCUGUUAACUAUUUAUGUCUUGAUACAAUAUUGUUUGGAUACCCCGCAGAUACUGAUGAUUCUUUAGAAUAGAAAACAUCUCUAGGUCUCAGACUUUUUGGAUGCAAACUCUAAGAUGGGACGGCCUGUUUGCUUCUCUUAUCUCUCUGACUCCAAAAAGUAAAUUACUACACACCUUAGUCCCAGGAUUAGUCUUUGGGUUUUUUUUUCUUGUCCAUGCAGUGUUUUAAGGGGUUCACAGAGUCUCUGUUGUUUGAGUUUAUUUGCUCACCCAGGUGUUGCAACCAGAAACCUGUCAGGCCAUGUUUAUUUCAUUACCAAACUAUUGUUUGUGUCACAACUUGUUAGUUAUUUUGUUUUAUAUUUGAUUUUGUAAAAUAAGGCCAAAAUAAAGAGAAAAAUGCCACAUAAACUAUUUCCUAGUAUAAACAGAUGAUGAAGAUAUCACCACAGUUCUCAGCCUAUGGACAUUUCUCUACUUUAGGUAAAAGAUUUUAAAAAGCCAAAGAUGGCUGAGUUAUACUCCCCAGAGCAAAAUGGGCAUUAGAAAGUUUAAGUAGCGAGAAUAUGUAUAGCUUCCUGAACACUUAUAGCUAACAAUCUAUUCCCAUAUUUGUGAUGAUAUUACAAUUAGCAGUGCCAUUUAAACGGCUCUAAUCUGUUGGCAGCCACUUUGCAUUUUAACUCUUCCUUAACACAAGCUUUAGGUCCAUAUAUUGUAUACAUGCUGCGGGAUCUGGAUAUAUUGGAAGACUGGACAGCUAUCAAAAAGGUAACAUUAGUUUCUCUUAAAAGCCUAUAAGCAGGGUAUUGAUGAUGUCUGUUUGUUUUUUAUUUUUAAAAUGUACUGUAUGAAACAAAUAGAAUUUCUGAUUCUAUGCUAUUUCAGAUCUUAUGUGAAAUAUGGCUAGAUAUGUAUAAUCUCAAAUUAAUACGCUAAAACUUAAAAUAGUGUACAUUUACAUGAUUCUAUACUUUAUUUUUAGAUAUCUGAAAAAUCCCAUAUAUUGAUUUGUGACCUAAUAUUAUGUGUUAACUGUAGAGUCUGUCAGGGUUAUUCACUAAAGUCUAAAUGCGGAGGCAUUCGGACCGCAAAAUCCAAACUUUUUAAAGGGACACUACAGCUUAUUACAUUUGUUCCGGUGAAUAUAAUUUCCUUCGGGCUUUUUGCAGUAAACACGGUCUUUUUAGAGAUAAUGCAGUGUUUACAUUAUAUCCUAGGGAUACCUCUACUGGCCACUCCUCAGAUGGCUGCUAGAUGUGCUUCCUGGGGCAGUGCCACACAAUGUGCAUCACUAUUGCAAAGCUGUUGGGUGCAUGAGUAGAGUCACAAAACAAAAGCAGUAAUCCAAUUUUCAAAAAAGAUUUGUAUUUAUUUUGGCAUUUAAGUACAUAAAUCAUUUCAGUUUAUUUAAACAGAUAAUAUUUAAUCUGUAUGUUGCAUUUCACAAAAGACACUCAUGCUUAAUUUCACAUAAUGUAUUUUGUGUGCAGACAAAUUAAGUAUUUGUUUCUAAUCCCUACACAAUAGGGCAGUUCCACUAGUCUCUUGUACUUUCUUUUUUGUUUAUUUCAGGCCAAAGCUGCAGUUUCUCCCCAGAAAAGGAAAUCUGAUAGUAAGUUCACUGAUCGAGAACGUUGAUUAUCCAUUAACUUAAUUUAGGUUUUCACUCAUACAUUUGUCCUUUCGGGCUUACCUCACAAACUUUGUUUCUGUAGGUAUAAAGGUUGAAAAGCAGCACUUUAGUGCUCGUUGUGAAGAUGGUUGUCUGUACUACGAGGGAGAGAGCUUUACAAAAGGAGAAGCCAUUAUCCUAGAUGUGAAAGAUGAACCCCCAUCACAGUAAGGAACAGUUCAUAUAAGCAGAAUGCAGAAGGAAUAAAUAUAUGUACUUCAGUUAAUUUCCCUAACUAUUUUUUUGUACUCUUUAAGGGUAGUUUAUUUCUUCUCAUUACCUAUAAUUAAACCUUGUUUGGUCACCACCAUCCUAUCCUGUGCAUUAUUCAUGUCCUUUUUAUUUAAAGGAACACUAUAGCGUUAGGAAUACAAAUGAGAUGACUACAAACACAUCACCAACCCCUUCGUGACGGCGACAAUGCAAGUCUGGCACAGGCAGGGCACGAAACAAUACCUGACGACAGACCCGAGCCCACUCCUCCCUCUGAGGGGCAACCCGGAUUUCCCGGCAGGAGAACUGUGCCCAUCCCCAGGCCGAUAGGACAGAAACCAAUCCUCCGCAUGAAAGACGUCCUCCAACGCCCAUUCGAUAUCCGCCCGCUGAACGAACUCUUCCUGGACCGACCACACACAUUCAUGCACACACUGGCGAGAGUGCAAAGCGCACAAUACACCCGAUCCAUCCCUCAAAAACCAUCCCUGAGAGACCCAACGUCAUUCGAACUCCUAUGAACACAAGACAAGGAACCGCCACAAGCUAUAUCACAGAUUUACUCAGUCCUGAUUGCAAGCAGAUACUUACUAGCGCGCCCCCCCCGCAUCAGAAACUGGGAGGAAGACCUAGACGAACCCAUGACCGAGGCAGAAUGGGACAAAACCAUCACCCUGAUACAGAAAACGCCGGGUUCAGCGCGCCUACAGGAAAACUUGUACAAAAUAUUUACCAGGUGGUACCUGACGCCGUGGGCGCUCCAUGCAAGAAACCCAGAGAUACGAGACACCUGCUGGAGAUGCGAGGAGGAGGUGGGAACGUUCACACAUAUCUGGUGGUCCUGCUCCAGGAUCCGUCCUUACUGGGAAACGAUCCGUAAAACGAUACAGGAAAUAACAGACACCUUCCUCCUACACCGAACCACCAUGACAACACAUCCAUUACAGAUCCAUUAUCCCCAGACUGCUUAACGCAGCCAAGGCGACCAUCCCCAUAUACUGGAAGCAGACCACCACACCCCCAUUGAGACGCUGGGUGGAGGAGGUGGAAGCUACACGGAAAUUUGAGGAUAUGAAAGCUAAUACCCUGACACAAAGGGACCGCUACAUAAAACGUUGGUUCAACUGGAUACGCCAUACCACCUCAGACUCCUCUCACCACCACAUAACACAGUAACCGCAGAAAGAGAGGGAGAGAGAACAGACCUGAGUGGGAGUUCGGGAGACUGCGUGCGCGACAGGCCGAGGCGGCAACGGGAGACAAGCCAUCCACACUACAUUCCCACAUAAAGACCUAGUACACAAAGCCAUAAGUAAAACCCAAUCGCAACAUCAACGAUCCCAACAGACGCGACAAAUAGUUGAAAACUCUAGCACAUGCAAAGCACACAGGGACUAACUAGAAGCAAUAAGCUCACGACAAGGUUCAAAAACAUACCUGUAUGUCUACCACAACAUUUACAUAAAAUAAACGUAUACAUCCAGACAUGCACAAACCGCAAUGUAUGACCGAUAACUAUGAUGCAUAAAGAAUGCCAAACCCGCCUCCGCGCAGGCAACCAACGGCUUAUAACAAUGUACCGAGAACCAUGCCUCUGCGCAGGCACUUACACGCUACAAAAAAAAAAAAAAUGUUUGUUAACCAAACUUAUGACAUGACUACUAUAAUAAUAAUCUAUUGGCUGAGAUUAUCAAUUCUGAUCUUGAGGAUGUUGAGGGGGGAGGGCAGUGGGCUAAAUAGUGUUUUAACACUCUAGGGUCAGCAUUACGUGUUUGUGUUCCUGAGCCUCCUGGUGCUUUGCUAAUCCUUGUUAUAAGCUGUGGUUUUAUUCAUCUGGCAGUCAGCAUAGAGGGGAGAAAUUACGCUAUGUUUCUAUUUCUCUUCUUCAUUUUCAGUGUUUGCCGUGGCUUUGCCUUGUCUAAAUGGGAUUAUUAUGUAAUUAGCUAUUUAUUUAUUUUUUAUGUAAAAUUUAGCAACUCCUAAAUGAGAGAAAAAAAAAUCAUGUAGUUUUAUAUAUGAUUUUCAAUGUUUUAUAAAGGGAACGAUUACUUCUCUGGAAUUUACACAAUAACACUUGUGCUUUUAGCUUCUUUUAAUUACCAUGAAUUUCCACAAUUUGUUUUAAUGAUGUAGUAACAAAGAUCUUGUUUUUAUUUUUAGGGCUAUCAUUACUGCGGUAAGCACAGGGGAGGUUUGGCUGAGACGGGGAGACAGCAGCAAGACAAAGAUUUACGUGUCACAGCUACAGAAAGGCAAAUACUCAGUCAGGAGGGCAGGAAAGUAA